Entelurus aequoreus (snake pipefish) is the source of this 2056-nucleotide messenger RNA. RefSeq names its product solute carrier family 6 member 19b (gene slc6a19b). The record is from RefSeq and is a predicted model, not a curated record. Bases 1 to 1875 code for a protein of 624 amino acids. Gene Ontology annotation, cellular component: membrane. NCBI's taxonomy places the organism in Eukaryota, Metazoa, Chordata, Actinopteri, Syngnathiformes, Syngnathidae. The transcript has 12 exons. Gene Ontology annotation, biological process: sodium ion transmembrane transport.
AUGAAGCUCACACUUCCUAACCCGGGCCUGGAUGACAGAAUACUGUCCCACAAGCAGCUGGACAAGCUGGAGCACGACGAGGCCGGGGACAGACCCAAGUGGGACAACAAGACCCAGUACAUGCUGACCUGCGUGGGCUUCUGUGUAGGACUGGGAAAUGUCUGGCGCUUUCCUUAUUUGUGUCAGAGUCAUGGAGGAGGGGCCUUUAUGAUACCCUUUCUAAUCCUGCUGGUCCUUGAAGGCAUCCCACUUUUGUAUAUUGAGUUUGCCAUCGGUCAGCGUUUGAGGAGAGGCAGUUUAGGAGUGUGGUCCUCCAUUCAUCCUUACCUGACUGGGAUUGGUAUCGCCUCCAUGUGUGUAUCGAUAACCAUCAGUCUGUACUACAACACCAUUAUUGCUUGGAUUCUUUGGUACUUCUUCAACUCCUUUCAAGAGCCUCUGCCUUGGAGUCAGUGUCCUAUGAAUGACAACCUAACAGGACUGGUCUUCGAGUGUGAAAGGAGUUCGCCUGUGGACUAUUUCUGGUACAGGGAGACAUUAAACACCACCACCAACAUUGUGGAUGAUGGUGGGAUACAGUGGUGGACUUUACUGUGUCACAUCUGUGCCUGGUCUGUACUUUACAUAUGCAUCGUUCGUGGUAUCGAGACUACAGGGAAGGCUGUGUAUGUGACCUCAACGCUUCCUUAUGUGGUGCUGACCAUCUUUCUGAUCAGAGGGCUGACCCUGAAAGGAUCUUUGAGUGGGCUCAAGUUUCUUUUCACACCCAAUCUGUCAGAGCUGGCCAAACCUGCAACAUGGAUGAACGCAGGUGCUCAAGUGUUCUACUCCUUCUCUUUGGCUUUUGGCGGCCUCAUCUCCUUCUCCAGCUACAACUCUGUACAUAACAACUGUGAACAGGACGCUGUGAUCAUAUCCAUGAUAAACGGCCUGACGUCUGUGUUUGCUGCUACGGUCAUCUACACCGUCAUUGGCUUCAGGGCCACGCAACGGUUUGACAGCUGCCUUGCUGGCAACAUCCUGACACUACUGAAUACGUUUGAUCUUCCUGAGGGCCACAUCACUGACAACAACUACACGGAGGCGUUACAACAUUUCAAUGCGACUCACCCUGGUGUUGUUCAAGGCUUGGACCUGAGCAGCUGUGAUCUAAAUACAUUUCUCAGUGAGGGAGUUGAAGGAACGGGUUUGGCAUUCAUCGUGUUCACUGAGUCUAUCACCAAGAUGCCCUUCUCCCCUCUGUGGUCGGUCCUGUUCUUCAUUAUGCUCUUUAGCCUCGGACUGUCGUCUAUGUUUGGGAACAUAGAAGGAGUUGUGGUUCCACUGCAGGACCUCAAGGUUUUUCCCAAGAAGUGGCCCAAGGAGGCCAUUACUGGUGUGAUAUGUUUGAUGUGCUGUCUGGUGGGCCUGAUCUUUGUCCAAGGCUCAGGGAACUAUUGGCUUUCUCUCUUUGACACCUAUGGUGGAUCUAUACCACUGCUGGUCGUUGGGUUCUGCGAGAUGUUCUCCGUGGUCUACAUUUACGGAAUAGACAGGUUCAACAAUGACGUGGAGUUCAUGAUUGGACACAAACCCAACAUGUUCUGGCAGGCAACAUGGAGAGUCAUCAGUCCUCUCAUCAUGAUCUUCAUCGUAAUCUUUUACUUCAUCACUAAAGUUUCUGAAAAGCUUUCUUACAAAGCCUGGGAUCCUGAAUCGGAGAAAUUCCCAACCCUGCAGGAGAAGUCCUAUCCACCUUGGAUUUAUGUGAUCAUCUUCAUCCUGGCAGGAAUCCCCAGCCUUGCUAUUCCUGUCAUAGCUCUGUUUAAGUGUGUGAGGGCCAAGAGGACAGAAAAGUCAGAGCUUCACCUUCAAAUGAGUAAUCAGCACAAAUGAGCCUCAAGUCUGAUUCUUUGCUUUUCGUGAUAGAUCUGUAGCAUCGUAUUGGAUACUGGAUUUAUUUUUUUAAUACGUGUGCAAGUCAAAUUAGAGAGUUUAAUGUUGUACAGUAAGGUGUCCAGCAGGGGUCAGUAUUGUGAUAUCCAUCCAUCCAUCCAUCCAUCCAUUUUCUACCGCU